AUGUCUCCUGGAGCAUUUAGUUAUAUAUUUGGUUCAAGUUUGAGUACAGUUUUCAAACGAUUUGGAAUAACGUUAUUAAAAACCGUAUUGAUCUAUUCAACAACAUUAUUGUUUAUUCAAUUGCCCACACUUUGGAAUUUAAUAAUGACGUUAGGAAAAGAUGAGGACCGUUCUAGACGUCAAAAACGAACACGUGCAAAACUAAUUAAUCCUUAUGAUCCUUCCUCACCGUAUCGUGCUGUUGACGUUCUUGAUGAACUUCGAACUACACCAGAUGAUAAUGUCAAAACAUUAGCUGAUAUACCAGAUUAUUGCAUUCAACAUUAUGCGGAUAAAGAUACAUUAGGUGUUCGAGAAAUUCUUGAUGUUCAAGAUGAGAAACAAUCAAACGGAAAAAUAUUCAAAAAGUUUGUACUGGGUGAAUAUAAAUUCACAACGUAUCGUGAAACAUAUAAUCGUAUUUUGGCUAUCGGUCGAGGUUUAUUAUCAAUCGGGGCUAAGCCAACUGAUAAGAUUUUAAUUUUUUCUGAAACACGUUCUGAAUGGUUAUUAACUGCAUUUGCGGCUUUUCGUCAUGGUAUAACUGUUGUAACACUUUAUUCAACUUUAGGCGAAGAAGCUGUUAAACAUGGUAUUAAUGAGUCACAAGUAUCCAUUAUUUUUACUUCACAUGAAUUAUUAACAAAGCUCGACAAAAUAUUAGAUCAUACAGAAAAAGUUCGUCAUGUCAUUUAUUUUCCUUCGUUUGUAAAAUCACAAGCAACGAAAUCACCUGAUGAUAAACAUAACGUUGAAUAUAUUCCGUUACAUGAAUUAGAACAACAAGGAAAAAAUGCAACAAUUGCUACAAAUAUUUUACACGUACGACCUAAUAAAACAGACACUGCUGUUAUUAUGUAUACUAGUGGUAGUACUGGAACACCGAAAGGUGUAUUGAUAAAACAUGAAAACAUAAUUGCUGCAAUGACGGGUCAACAAGAACGUAUUUUCUCAAUGAUAAAUUCUGAUACUGAUAUUUAUAUUGCGUAUUUGCCUCUAGCUCAUAUUCUUGAGCUUUGUUGCGAAAUUCUUAUUUAUUUUAUGGGUAUUAAGUGUGGUUACUCAUCUCCACAAACCUUAACUGAUCAAUCAACAGCCAUAAAACAAGGUCAAAAAGGAGAUUUGCAAGUUCUUCGACCACAUAUUAUGUGUUGUGUACCAACAAUUCUCGAUCGUAUUCACAAAACUGUAAACGAAAAGAUUAAUCAAUCAAAUUUUUUUCGCCGUCAAUUAUUUCAGUUAGCGUAUAAAAUAAAAGUGAAACGCUUAGAAGAAGGUCUCGAUAGUCCAUAUUUAAAUAAAUUAAUUUUUACCCGUUUAAAUGAAAUGGUAUUGGGCGGUCGAGUAAAAACAAUGAUGUCUGGUGGCGCUGUUUUAAGUGGAGAAACUCAACGUUUUGUUCAAGCAGCACUAUGUGUUACACUUUUUCAAGGUUAUGGUCUGACAGAAACGUGUGCUGCAGCUACUAUUGCAGAUCAAUUUGAUACAAGUGUUGGUCGAGCUGGAUAUCCUCUUGUUUCAUGUGAAAUUCGUUUAGUUGAUUGGGAAGAAGGACACUAUCACAAUACAGAUUCACCAAAUCCUAGAGGUGAAGUCCUUAUCGGAGGAAAAGCUGUAGCUCAUGGUUAUUUUGCUGGUGCAUCAAAAGAAAAUAUUAAUUUUAAAGAAAUCAAUGGUACAAGAUACUUUUGUACUGGUGAUAUUGGAGAAAUAUUUCCUGAUGGAACGCUAAAAAUUAUAGAUCGAAAAAAAGAUUUGGUAAAGUUACGCGGUGGUGAAUAUGUUUCUUUAACUAAAGUCGAGAUGGCAAUAAGUAAAUUUUCUAUUGUUGAAAAUUGUUGUUUAUGUGCAUCAUCAUCAGCUGAAUAUACAGUUAUUUUAAUAUGUCCGAAUCCGAAACAAAUAACUAUUUAUUCAGAAAAGAAUUUUGGUGAAAAAGAAUGGCAAAAACUAGUUGAUGAUGAUGAAUUUAAUGACCAAAUUCUUCGCGAUGUUCAAGAUGCAUGUAAGAAAGGUGCCAUUGAAAGAUUUGAAACUCCUCAACGAGUUAAAUUAGUAACUGAAGCUUGGACACCUGAAACUGGCCUGGUUACUGACGCACUUAAAUUAAAACGGAAAGCGAUUGAACAAAAAUAUCAAGAUGUUAUUGCAGAUCUUUAUGUUGAUAAGCCAAAAAAAGAGAAAUCAAAACGAAUAAAUAGGUCUCGUGUUGUACCAGAACAAUAA
This is a messenger RNA of Rotaria socialis, 2265 nucleotides long. The record is from the annotation of a GenBank genome assembly. NCBI's taxonomy places the organism in Eukaryota, Metazoa, Rotifera, Eurotatoria, Philodinida, Philodinidae.